AACAGUAGCAGCUAGCAGCAUUAGCUGACUGUGUGAUGAAUGAAGUGAAGACGGUACUGAGUCACAGCGCAGCUCAUUAUCGAACGAGUAAUUAAAGAAGAAUGAGUUCAGUUGAGAGUUUGAGAGAGUUUGUCAACGAGCGACUAACUGCUGCUGCUGAAGAAAUAUUCAGAGUUUUUAAAACAACUAUCGUCCAGUACGAGGAAGAGAUCGAUCGGCAGCGCGUCAUGCUGGAUAUCUGCUGGAAACCCCAAGUAAAGUUACACAGGAUAGAGCUCCCACAGCAACAUGUCUGUAAGGAGGAGGAGGUUCUGGCUGACCAGCAGCUCUGUAACCAGGAGAGGAACUCCAGUCUGGACCAAGAGGACCCAGAGCCUCCAGAGAUUAAAGAGGAACAGGAGGAACUCUGCACCAGUCAGGAGGGAGAGCAGCUUGUACUGAAGGUGGAGACGGAUACCGUCAUGUUGACUCCAGCUCAUGAGGAAAGUGACCACAGUGAAGCAGAACCAACAAGUGACCACCAGCUCCUCUCUAACAACUCUCAUGUAGCUGAGAGCCGAGACCAGAAAGGAGGAAAACCUGGAGACUCUGGAUCAACUGGAGAUGGAGAGCUGAAGAAAAAGAAAAGACAUCACAGAAAAAAUAAAAAUUCUACCUCAUCAGACAUUCAACACAACACUCACCCAGGUGAAAAGCCUUUCAACUGUGACAUAUGUGGAAAGACUUUUACGUGUGAGUCCGUAUUGGUUAAACACAUAAGAAUCCACACAGGUGAGAAACCUUUUAUUUGUGAAUUUUGUGGGAGAGCUUUCAGCUUCAAGACAAACUUAACACGUCACAUGACAAUCCACACAGCUGACAAACCGUAUUCUUGCAUAACAUGUAGGAAGACUUUCACGCUAAACAGUACCUUAAAAGAUCACAUGAAAACCCACACAGGUGAGAAACCAUUUACUUGCAAAAACUGUGGGAGCACUUUCAGCAGACGUUCAAACUUAACAGCUCACAUGAAAACCCACACUGGUGAGAAACCAUUUACUUGCAACACAUGUGGGAAAACAUUCAGCCAGCGUUCACACUUAAAAAUCCACAUGAUGAUCCACACAGGUAAGAAACCUUUUACCUGUGAAAUCUGUGGGAAGGCUUUCAGGCGUUGUAUUCGAUUAACUUAUCACAUGAGAGUCCACACAGGUGAGAAACCAUUUACUUGCAACACAUGUGGGAAAGCUUUCAAGUCUCUUAGUGAAUUGAAUCAACACGUGAAAACCCACACAGAGAAGCCACACAGACCGUUCACUUGCCAAAGCUGUGGGAAAGCUUUCUUGAAACGUGCACACUUAACAGCUCACAUGAGAACCCACACAGAUGUGAAACCAUAUUCUUGCCAAACAUGCAGGAAGGCUUUCAGGACUAUUAGCAACUUAACUGUCCACAUGACUACCCAUACGGGGGAGGGGUCAUUUUCUUGCAACGCAUGUGAGAGGACAUUCUCUUUUCAGUCUGCUUUGAAUCAACACUUGAGAGUCCAUACAGAUGAGAGGCCGUUUACUUGCAGCACAUGUGGGAAAACUUUCAAGUCUCAUGGUGACUUGAAUCAACAUAUGAGAAUCCACACAGAUGAGAGGCCGUUUACUUGCAACACAUGUGGGAAAGCUUUCAAGUUUCAUGGUGACUUGAAUAAACACAUGAAAACCCACACCAGUGGGAAGCCUUAUUCUUGUAAAACAUGUGGGAAAGAUUUCAGGAAUCGUAGUCACUUAACAGCUCACAUGAGAAUCCACACAGGUGAGAAGCCGUAUUCUUGAAAAACGUGUGGGAAAGAUUUCAGAUUUCGUCCUUUUUUGAAGGAGUUGAAGUUUUUGAAGGGCGGGGGCAAAAAUAAAAAAAUGACACAUACCAGGAGGGCACUUUAACGUGCAUUUUUCAACAAUUGCUCAUGAUCAAUCAUAUUGAAUAGGACGCUGUAAAACCAGAUGGACAAAAUUUGAGGUAUGAAAUGUUUGGUCAGUCCAGAGUCUCGUCUCCAGGUGAUUCUUUUGAGAUUAUUUCUCCGCAAAGUAAUUGGCGUCACGAACAGGACUGGCGGAAAAGGACAGCUCUACAAUCUGCAUCUUGGGCCGGGCGACAUUGCAAAGCGUAUUUUCAAAAAUUGCAAUUUCACCUACGCUUAAGAGCAGUGAGUAAGAUUCCAGAAUUUCUCCAUAACAGGAGCUGUUUUGUUAUUAAAGUGUCGGUGGAGAGGGGUUUGUUUAGGGGGGUUCACUCACACAAUUUGGGGUUUAAUAAAGUGAGAAGUAAUGUUUGUGAUUUCACCAAGUUAGUCGUUUCUAAAUGUGUUGGAAAAUCUGUUGGACAGUUUUGUGUUUCCUUUAAUAAAUUGUGCUUCUCAAUGUUGUAUGGUUUAGUGUUGAUGUAACUGUGAGGUGUUGGAGAGAUUUCUGCUGUA
Molecule: messenger RNA, 2446 nt
Organism: Acanthopagrus latus (yellowfin seabream)
Lineage: Eukaryota; Metazoa; Chordata; Actinopteri; Spariformes; Sparidae
Product: gastrula zinc finger protein XlCGF57.1-like
Exons: 2
Coding region: 102-1805 (567 amino acids)
Biological process (GO): regulation of transcription by RNA polymerase II
Molecular function (GO): DNA-binding transcription factor activity, RNA polymerase II-specific; RNA polymerase II cis-regulatory region sequence-specific DNA binding
Source: RefSeq, a predicted model, not a curated record